GUGAAAUUCCUUCCAAGGCAUUGUCGUACCUCAAAUCUACUUUCUUCGGGCAGUUUCUAGAAAACCAUUUAUCUCGAACUUCCGGUUCGGGAUCCACACAAACGGUGGCCAAAAUGGUCUGAAUACCAGCCGGAGAGGGCGAAAUUAAGCCCACCAAAAAGCACGCUAGUUGGCUUAGUAGUAAAACAGUCACUAGAACGCUUAAUUUUCGACCGCUGAGGUUUUCUAAAAUCGUACCAGGCAUCUUGAAUUUGAAAAUCUCAAAAAUGCACAAAAGAAUUGAAAAAUAAACAAAACUUUGUUGCAUAGAUGUUUGCUUUGCUCCAACAUUUAUUUCAUUGUCGGGAUUCUGCGCAAAAUGUAAAAUCGUAUACAGAGUAGUUUCGAAACCGCUUUUGGGACGGUUUUAUGAACAGACCUUUCAUUUUCCCACCAUUGGCAACCGUGCCUACAUGUUUUACAGUUAACUUACCUGCUGUAUGAUAAUCACCUUCCUGUUUAUUUUGAUUUUUAAAUUUUUCCCUCAAAAUUUGCAAUUAUGUAUAAUUUAUUAAUGUUUCCAGUGAAUAACCGCAAAUAAAUAAUAAUUGUUAUUAAGAAUAUAAAGAAGUCAUUCAACAAAAAAAAAUUAAGUAUUGUGUAACCGCAUUAUCCCAGUAUAUAUAAGAAUGACCUAAAAACUAGAUUCUGUGUGUAAAAAGAUUUAAAAUGGGCUUCAAUACAGUAUGUGUAUUAUUUUUAGUACUAUUUUAUCUUGGGUGGAGUGAGCAAUGCUCAAAAGGAUACCCUUUCGAGCAUUAUUUAGGUACUAGAACCCCUUACAGGAUUGUAUCGAAUAAUAGUUUUCAUAAAAUUCAUUAUGAAGGGUGUACACCAAAGAAAGUAUGGAUGAUAAUAAGGCAUGGUACAAGAAAUCCAAGCACUUCAAAUAUAGAAACAAUUAACGAAAAAUUGCCUAAGAUUAAAUCUUUAAUUCUGAACAGCCAAAAUCUUCCAAAUGAUUUCAUCAAAAACCGAGAUUUGGACUUAUUCAAGAAAUGGAAAUCAUCUUUGGACUCCGAAGACAACAAUCUCUUAGCUCACGAAGGAGAAGAAGAAAUGUUACUUAUAGCUGAAAGAAUGCAGAGUAGAUUCCCAGAAGUUUUUGAAAAUGUUUAUAGUAACACCACUUAUAAGCUGAAAUUCACUCAUUCGCAAAGAACCAAGAAAAGCGCAUAUUAUUUUGCGGCAGGAUUGUUUGGCAAACAAACGGCCAAAGAUGUUUGGUUUCCAGAACCAAACAAGAAGGAUCCUAUUUUGAGAUUUUAUAAAUUAUGUAAUAAAUGGGAAAAAGAAAUCAAGUCAUCGGUGAAAGACAGAGGCGAACAGAAAACGUUCCAGGAAACUCAUUUUAUUGAAAAAGUAGUUGAAGAAGUCAAUGAAAAAUUGGGACUCAAUGAAUUGACUAUUUCUGAUAUAUCGAUAAUGUAUAUAACGUGUGGCUUUGAAACUGCAUGGAAUAAGCGUAGUAAAUCCCCUUGGUGUACACCAUUUACUGAAGAAAACUUGAAGGUAUUAGAAUACAUGGAAGAUCUUAAAUAUUACUGGCAAGAUGGCUACGGACAUGAGUUAACUUAUAAGCAAGCUUGUCCAGCUUUUGGGGACCUGGUAAACCAUUUUGAUACAACUUCUGCUUAUCCUAAAGCAGUUAUCUAUUUCACUCACUCUGGAACUCUACUAAAAAUCCUGGCACAUUUAGGACUAUACAAAGACAAUGAAGCACUAACUGCCUCUAACUAUGAUUCUAUGUCCAAUAGAAAAUGGAAAACAAGCCUCAUAGACUCAUUUGCAACCAAUUUGGCUUUGCUACUUUACGAUUGUUCUGGAACUAAAAAAGUCUUGACUCUCCACCAAGAAAACAUAGUCAAACUACCAUGUUGCCCUGAUACAGAUCUUUGCGAGUUUUCAAAAUUAACCGAGUAUUACCAAGAAAGUAUUGACAGAUGCGACUUUGAGGCAAUGUGCAACACUUCUACGAUUAAUUCUAGUGAAUUUUAACUUAUUGACUAUGAGAUCAAACCUUGUAUAACAAGAACAAAUAAAUAAUUCUAUGUUUCAAUUAACAACAUCUAUUUCAAAUACAAAAUUAUUGUUGGGCAUUUGGAUUCUUCUUCAAAACACAAAUCCCAUCCAAAGUGGGCCCAAACAUCUCAAACUGAUCAGUAACUAGCUCGGCUCUUUCAGCUACGGCCAACAAAACUGGAGUCGUAUGGGUGUGGAUUCCUGAAAUAGUUUUCGGAGUGCCAGCUUUUCCUACGAUAUCCACAGCUUGGCCUACUCGAACUGUUGUCGGAACAAUUUCCAAGUUUCCGUCAAGUGUUAGUACCCAUCUUGGUUGAAUUGCCAUUGCUAAACUGUACAGCAAAUAAUGGGAUUUGUGGAGGAUUAAAGAGUGAGGUUCUAGAAGAGAUACUGUAGUAACUAGAAGGCCUAAAAUAUAUACAAAUGAUGAUUUAUUUAAAAAAAAAAAUAUAUAUUAGAUUCUUGCCGGCCAUUCCUACAGGAUCCAACAACAUCCUGUCUGUGUGCAAAGGAUUCAAAGUCAUUGUUCCUUUGCCUAAAAAUAAUAGGCCUUGGGCAAUUCUUACCAUAAAGAGUUGAGAAGGACUUUUGGCAUGGUAUACUGCUAGCUGUCUCAAUACAGCUGCUAAACGGGCAUUGUUUGUACCUGAUCCUAUCAGACCUAGAUAAAGAGGAUAAUCAGGAAAUCUCUCUAAAAGUUAAUUUUGAGACCCAAUUACUCAAAAGCUUUUUGAGCUAUCAAACGCAAUUUUGCAUGGAUUUAUAGAGAAUUUAAUGCUUUUUCCAAUGGUAUAUAUUUUAUUUUAAUUUUUUCAAAAUUUAAUAAAGAUAUGGGCCAUUGCUCAUAACCAUGUCAAGAUUUUGAAAAUUUGCUAAAGCCAUAAUAAUAGGUUUUUCUUUUCAUUCUUGUUUCUGCUUGAAAUGGCCAUUUAGAAAUGAUGUCAAGGUUGCUUUUCAAUAAUUUGGACCUGCUCUAUCGAUUGGUGAAAUAAAAAUUGAGCAAAACUGAAAAAUAAAAAAAAAUCUAUUUUUUUAUAAGGGUAGGUACCCCCUUUGAAUUCUGAUUUCAAAAUAUUCAAACCUCAAUUGCUUGGUAACUGUGGAGCAAAUUGCAUUGAAAUUUGCAGUAUUUUCAGCUCUUAUCAAGCUCUAAAAGAUCUGUAAUUUAAAAUGUUCCCAGGUUUAUAGUUUUUGAGAAAAUUAAGUUUGAUGUUUUUGACAAAAUUUAGACUAAAAAUAAACUUUGAGACUCAAUUACUCAAAAACUUUUCGAACUAUCAAAUUCAAUUUUGCACGGAUUCAUAGAGAAUUUAACGCUCUUUCCAAUGAUAUAUAAUUUGCUUAAAAUUAAAUAACGAUAUGGACAACUGCUCAUGACCAUGUCAAGAUUUUGAAAAUUUUCCAAAGCCAAAAAUAGGUUUUCUUUUCAUUUUUGUUUCUGCUUAAAAUGGCCAUUUGAAAAUGAUGUCAGAGAUGUUUUCCACUAAUUUUGACCCGCUCUAUCGAUUGGUAAAAUAAAAAUUGAGCAAAACUGAAAAAUAAAAAGAAUCGAAUUUUUUAUAAGGGUAAGGGUACCCCCUUUGAAUUCUGAUUUCAAAAUAUUCAAACCUCAAUUGCUUGGUAUCUGUGGAGCAAAUUGCAUUGAAAUUUUCAGCAUUUUCAGCUCUUAUCAAGCUCUAAAAGAUCUGUAAUUUACAAUAUUCUCAGGUUUAUAGUUUUUGAGAAAAUUAAGUUUGAUGUUUUUGACAAAAUUUAGACUAAAAAUCAACUUUGAGACUCAAUUACUCAAAAACUUUUUGAGCUAUCAAACUCAAUUUUGCAUGAAUUUAUAGAGAAUUUAAUGCUCUUUCCAAUGGUAUAUAAUUUAUUUUAAUUUGCUCAAAAUUUAAUAAAGAUACGGGCAAUUGCUCAUGACCAUGUCAAGAUUUUGAAAAUUUGCUAAAGCCAUAAUAAUAGGUUUUUCUUUUCAUUCUUGUUUCUGCUUGAA
Messenger RNA from Ceutorhynchus assimilis (cabbage seed weevil), 4048 nucleotides. The record is from the annotation of a GenBank genome assembly. NCBI's taxonomy places the organism in Eukaryota, Metazoa, Arthropoda, Insecta, Coleoptera, Curculionidae.